Peronospora farinosa is the source of this 1536-nucleotide messenger RNA. The record is from the annotation of a GenBank genome assembly. NCBI's taxonomy places the organism in Eukaryota, Oomycota, Peronosporomycetes, Peronosporales, Peronosporaceae.
AUGGGUCUUGCAGACUACAUGAGUGAGAACGUGAGCAACAAUGCCCAGAACUGGCAUCAAUGGGAGCCCGAUCAUGAGCCACCCACGGACGGUAAACCCGACGACGUGGACGUGAGUUGCGCCACCGACGACGAUUCACGGACGCCGCAGGCUCUGCCGACACUCGACGGUCUUCGGCAACGUUCGCCUUCGUCUUCAUCAAAUGUACCCGCGGUGCUGGCACCACUCAAUCACCACAAUCAACUGACGCGGUUCAUGGCCAAGCAAACACUCGGCUACAUUCCCAAACUCAGUGUACGUAGCCCUGAGCGUAGCCCCGAGCGCACGACGUCACCACCCAGUGCCGUCUACGGUGGUAUGCUAAGAGAAGGAGGUGUCUUCAAUUUAGACAAUUCACAUGGUAAUGGCGGUACCUCGCCAUCCUUUCGUUUACCAAGUCUUACACCUCCAUUAUCUCCACAAAAGUGGGCAAGUACGUCGCCGCAUUCCAACAAGGAGGACACCCGGACGACUGAAGAAACACGGCCAAGUCUACCAGCUUUUGGACAAAGCAGUAGCGUCCUUCAACGGUCCGGCAGCUUCUCCGAGAUCUGUCCGUCACCCAUCCCGCCACUCAAGCGGCAGUACACACAGGAAACGAGUAUCAUGUCUAUCGCUGAUCUGUGUCAACCCUUCCGCUAUAUGCGCUCGUCAUCAUGUCCCUCCGAUACAAACCCGGGCGUAGCAGCAGGACCUAACUCCACUAGGCCAUUGGAGAAGGUGGUCUUACCUGCCGCUGAGCAUAGCUGGAAACUGACCAUUGACCCACAGACCUACGUGCGGACACAAUCCGGUAGCAAUGACGUCGUCACACUGCGUGGAAGUCUACCCCAUCGUGAAACCUCGUCACGAGAUGACGGCUUCCAGCGCCAUCGGUUGGAGCGCAGCACUUCUAUGGAUGCACCCACGCUGGUGCGCCAUCUCAAGCGGACGGCUGCCGAGUCUAUUGACCUGACGCAGUGGCUGGACCGACCGGUUCGGAGCUCUUUAAGCUCACUAGCCGAUCCGGUCGACUCGAUGAACCAACUCGAGCAAGCCGGUCGCUCUAUGCGCAUCUCGGACUCCCCUCGGUCCGACACUGUGGAGGCGAACGAGGCCAAGCGCGAGAAAAAGCUCUGUGCUUUUCCUCAGUGUGCUAGCAACGCUGUGACCCGAGGACUGUGCAUUAGCCACGGUGGAGGCCGUCGAUGUCAACGAAAGGGGUGCACGCGUGGUGCACAGAGCAAGGGGCUGUGUGUGGCUCACGGUGGCGGCCGCAUCUGCCGUGCCACGGGGUGCUCCAAUAUCCAGCGCAGCAUGGGACUUUGUAUCCGCCACGGCGGAGGCAGACGCUGUAGCGUCAAGGGCUGUCAGAAGGGUGUGGUGCGACAAGAUCUGUGCACUGCUCAUGGCGGUAAGCGCAAGUGUCGUGUAGCUGACUGCACCAAGCACGUGAAGAAGAAAGGUCUGUGCCGAUCGCAUGCUAACUCACUCUAUGGUACGUCGGGCUCGAGUUGA